UGCGGUGUUUGCUUUUCGAAACGGGUUUAAGAACUGAAUACGAUUAAGGCAGAGCGCAGCGGCUGAUUUAGUCAACUGCUCGCCAUUUCAAUUUCAAUCUUCUCGUCGUCGUGAACGUCGUCGGUUGUGUUUUUGUGUGUUUAUUUGUGCGUUGCGCGUACAUUUUUUUGUCAAUUAAUCGCUCGCUUUUACGCCCCAUUGCCACAGCUUCUGCGGUUAGCCUGUGUCUCUGUGCCCCGCCAACAAAAAAAAACACAGUAAAAAAGCAGAAAGCGAAAACGCCGCGCCCGCACCCGCAACCGCUCCUGCACAGCCCGAUAUAAUGGCAAAUUUCGAUGAUACACUGCAGCGCGCCCGUCUCGCCUUCGCCAGCGGCAAGACCAGGAACGUCAGCUUUCGACGCAAGCAAUUGGAAAAUCUACUGCGCUGCUAUGAGGAGCAUGAGAACGAGAUUAUCAGCGCCCUGGAGGCGGAUUUGCGACGACCCAAACAGGAGAGUUUAAUUGUCGAAACGGAGUUCAUGAAGAACGACAUCAAGCACAUACUCUAUAAUCUGAACGACUGGGUCAAGUCGGAAAAGCCGGACAAAUCGUUUGUCAAUAUGCUGGACGAUGUACAGAUCUAUAAUGAUCCCUUUGGCGUUGUUCUGGUAAUUGGCGCCUGGAACUAUCCGCUGCAGCUGCUGCUGGUGCCCGUUGCCUCGGCCAUUGCCGCCGGCAACUGUGUCGUCCUCAAGCCCAGCGAAAUUGCCGGCAAUUGCGCCAAGUUCAUUGCGGAGACAAUACCCAAAUAUCUGGACAAUGAUUGUUAUCCCGUCGUCUGCGGCGGACCCAGCGAGACGGCCGAACUGUUGAACCAACGCUUCGAUUAUAUAUUCUACACGGGCUCCACGCGCGUAGGCAAAAUUGUGCACGCGGCGGCCAACAAGAAUUUGACGCCCACAACCCUCGAGCUGGGCGGCAAGAGCCCGUGCUAUAUUGACAAAUCGGUGGAGCUGCGCACAGCUGUCAAGCGCAUAUUGUGGGGCAAGCUGAUCAACUGUGGCCAGACCUGCAUUGCGCCCGACUACAUACUCUGCUCCAAGGAGAUGGAGCAGAAGUUCAUAGCCGAGGCCAAGGAGGUGCUCAAGGAGUGGUACGGCGACAAUAUACAAAGCAGCCCCGAUCUGAGUCGCGUCAUCAAUCAAAACAAUUUCCAGCGUCUGUUGGGUCUGAUGAAGUCCGGUCGCAUUGCCGUUGGCGGCAAAUACGAUGCCGGCGAACGUUUCAUAGAGCCCACAAUUCUGGUUGAUGUCAAGCCAGACGAUCCCGUCAUGGAGGAGGAAAUCUUUGGCCCCAUCUUGCCCAUUUACACAGUCGAGAAUGCCUACGAUGCGAUCAAGUUCAUCAAUGCCAGAGAAAAACCACUUGUACUCUACGUGUUCUCGAACUCUAGUAAAUUAAUCAAAGAGUUUAAGAAUAAUACGACAAGCGGCGGAUUCUGCAGCAACGAAACAAUAAUGCACGUCGGAGUUGAUACCCUGCCCUUUGGCGGCGUCGGCAUGAGCGGCAUGGGCAGCUAUCAUGGCAAAUAUGGAUUCGAUACGUUCACGCACAAGAAGUCGUGCCUGGGCAAGAACCUGGCCAUGCUGGGCGAAAAGAUGGCAUCUGCCCGCUAUCCGCCGUAUUCGGAUCGGAAGAGUUCGCUGCUUUCGUUCCUGUUGCGCAAACGCCGCCCGCUCCCCAACUUGUAUCUGUCACAUAUAUUUGCCGCUGGUCUCGGCAUUGGGCUCACAUUCUUGAUGAACUAUUAUCUGCAGGUAAGAAAGGGCAAGCUGUUGUCGCGCUAGAAUCCAUUACGUCUAUGGCGGACUUGAGCCGUAACACCAUCAGCCAGUGGACUUUUGUCAUUUAUACUAGAUUUGGAUUCGCAUUCGCAGUAAAUGCACAAGCAUUUAGUAUUAGUUUAUUUUUUUAAUGGGCUUUGUGCUUUGUACUAACUUGUAUAUUAAGUAUUAAGUAUCUAUUUUGCAUUUAAUUACAACAACAAAAACAUGCAUCCUUUAACCCCUGUAAAAUGUAAAUAACCUAUUCAAUUUGAUUGUACACUUGAGAAACAUAACAUAACACCUAUAUCUUUACCCGUA
This is a messenger RNA of Drosophila montana, 2125 nucleotides long. RefSeq names its product Aldehyde dehydrogenase type III (gene Aldh-III). Gene Ontology annotation, molecular function: aldehyde dehydrogenase (NAD+) activity. Gene Ontology annotation, biological process: aldehyde metabolic process. Gene Ontology annotation, cellular component: cytoplasm. The transcript has 12 exons. The coding region runs from base 323 to 1828 and encodes 501 amino acids. The record is from RefSeq and is a predicted model, not a curated record. Lineage: Eukaryota; Metazoa; Arthropoda; Insecta; Diptera; Drosophilidae.